This is a messenger RNA of Stegastes partitus (bicolor damselfish), 744 nucleotides long. Its product is annotated as cytolysin Src-1-like. Gene Ontology annotation, molecular function: channel activity. The record is from RefSeq and is a predicted model, not a curated record. Gene Ontology annotation, biological process: monoatomic cation transport; pore complex assembly; cytolysis in another organism. The coding region runs from base 73 to 666 and encodes 197 amino acids. The transcript is spliced from 3 exons. Lineage: Eukaryota; Metazoa; Chordata; Actinopteri; Pomacentridae. Gene Ontology annotation, cellular component: pore complex.
AAACGGAGACGGCAGCCAUCGGUCACUGAUUCCUGGUGAGAAUAGCCGAGGACGUCCUGAGCAGCAGCCAUCAUGUCUCAGAUGCCCAAUGCAUCAACCGUCCUGUCCGUGUUUAACGAUGCAGCGUCCGCCUUCCAUCACAUCGCCGACCUCAUCCCAACGCAUCGGGAGUGUUCCAUAGAGAUCACUAACGACAGCUCUCAGUACAUCCUCUCUAACCCCGGAGUUUACCUUGAAAGCGGCAGCUGUUCUGAGCCUCUGCCGCCUGAGAUCGAGCCGUCGUCCUCCGGGAAAGCGCUCUUCACCAAGACGGCCAACACGGCUCGAGGGGUCGUGGGUGUCGUCACCUACGACCUGGUGGAUGAGUCUACGCAGGAGUGCGCCGGGAAGAUGGCCGUCAUGUUCUCGGUGCCCUACGACUUCAACCUGUACUCCAACUGGUACGCGGUGGGAGUGUUUGAGGAGGGCGAGGAGUGCAGCUUUGAUCUGUACGAUCACAUGUACAACAACACCGACAGCACGUUCGUCAGGGGUCGAGCCAGCGAGUCGAGCCUGAGCCACGAGGGCGAGCUGGUCGCCAUCUUGGCCUCCAUGUCUGACAGUUACCAGCCGAUGAUCAAAGUGGAGGUGAAAGACGUCUGUCAGGAGGAAGAUGAGUGCUUAUAGCUACAUAGCUGACGAUAUUCUGCUUUGUUUCCUUUUCGAUUUGCAGAUUUUGUUGAAAUAAGCCUAAAACAUGAAAUA